This is a messenger RNA of Saccostrea cuccullata (small rock oyster), 726 nucleotides long. RefSeq lists its product as uncharacterized. The record is from RefSeq and is a predicted model, not a curated record. NCBI's taxonomy places the organism in Eukaryota, Metazoa, Mollusca, Bivalvia, Ostreida, Ostreidae. The transcript has a single exon. The coding region runs from base 1 to 726 and encodes 241 amino acids.
AUGCCACUGUGUUCUCUCUACUGCCUCUGUGUUAUCUUGCGUUCUCUUUACUGCCUCUGUGUUCUCUCUACUACCUUUGUGUUAUCUUGUGUUCUUACUAAUGCCACUGUGUUCUCUCUACUGCCACUGUGUUCUCUUGUGUUCUCUCUUUCUCUGCUACUGUCUCUAUGUUCUCUCUUACUGCCACUGUGUUCUCUUGUGUUCUCUCUUUCUCGCUACUGCCUCUGUGUUCUCACUACUGCCUCUGUGUUCUCUCUACUGCCCUUGGUUCUCUCUACUGCCUCUGUGUUAUCUUGUGUUCUCUCUUUCUCGCUACUGCCUCUGUGUUCUCACUACUGCCUCUGUGUUCUCUCUACUACAUCUGUGUUCUCUCUACUACCUAUGUGUUCUCUUUACUGCCUCUGUGUUCUCUCUACUACCUAUGUGUUCUCUCUACUGCCUCUGUGUUCUCUCUACUACAUCUGUGUUCUCUCUACUGCCAUUGUGUUCUCUCUGUGUUCUCUCUACUGCCUCUGUGUUCUCUCUACUACCUAUGUGUUCUCUCUACUGCCUCUGUGUUUUCUCUACUACCUAUGUGUUCUCUCUACUGCCUCUGUGUUUUCUCUACUACCUAUGUGUUCUCUCCACUACCUAUGUGUUCUCUUUACUGCCUCUUUGUUCUCUUUACUGCCACUGUGUUCUCUUGUGUUCUCUCUACUGCCUCUGUUUCUCUCUACUGCCCUGUGA